GCAGCCCAUCGCCGGCGAUAUGCUAUCUCGCGCUUUGUAUGUUUCGAAUCUGGAAACCAAUUUCUCACGCCAAUGCUUACCUCAAUCUUCUAAAGGCUAUUCUCGCUCGAAGCCUCCGCGUUUCUUCGUUAUGUUUCCCCCAGAAAGCUUCAGGGUUGGCGCUCAUAAAGAUCUGAAGAUUUCCAGAGUCAAUCCACAGUUCCUUGGAUUUCGUUUGCAGCGUGGGCUUGUGCCUGUUCGCUUGAUGGAUGGGGGCACUGAUUUCUCUUCAUUUGAUGAUUGGGGAGAGAGUGAAGGGACUGCUGGAUAUGCAAUCUCAUCAAGUGAUGGUGAAGAAAGCGAUGAAGAAACUAUGUUAGAAACGAUAACAGAUCUUGACUUGCCUACUACAAGGGAGAGAUUUUCUCGUGAUGACUCCAUAACAUUAGCUGCUCACAGAUUGGCAAUGCUAGGCAGAGCACGCCGAAGAGAGAAGAUUUUUCAUGGAGUCCUAAACAAUAUUGGUCUAGUGACAUUCUCAACAUUCCUGCUCUUCCUAGCAGAUUUGUGUGCUUGGAGAAUAGUCAGAUUACCAUUAGCACCUUUUUAUAUGAUGCGCCCUUUUCUCACAUCUGCAGUUGCAGUGUCUUGUGUCGGAUAUUUAUGUGUUCCAUUGUUUCGUACUUUAAGACUUCGUUCUCUGAUAAGGAGAGAAGUUCCUGCUCGUGAACAGUCUGCUAAGAGAGGCACCCCUACAAUGGGAGGAUUAUAUUUCAUACCCAUUGGUGUACUUGUUGCAGACAUUAUACUUGGGUUUUCUUCAGUGGAGGUUUUGGGAGCAUCUGCAGCAACUCUUGCAUUUGCCACAAUCGGAUUUCUUGAUGAUUUAGUUCACCUCAAGACUAACAGCCAGGGUUUAUCUGCUUGGAUUAAAAUUCCCUUUGAGGUAGCUAUAGGGAUAUGGUUCUCCUUUUGGUUAAAUGCCACAGAUAUAUCAUCCCCUUACAGCAUGAAAUCAGUGGUUCCUCUGCCUGCUCCCAUUGGGCUUGUCUGCAUAGGAAAGUUCUAUCCAAUUUUGACUUCAUUUUGCUUUACUUCCAUGGUAAAUGGAGUUGAUCUUACAGAUGAUCUUGAUGGAUUGGCUGGUGGAACUGCUGCAUUAGCAUUUAUUGGAAUGUCGAUAGUUGUCCUUCCACUAUGCCCUGAUCUUGCUGUAUUUGGAGCAUCAAUCGCUGGCGCUUGUGUUGGUUUUCUUAUGCAUAAUCGAUACAGAGCUUCAAUAAUCAUGGGUGACACGGGAGCACUGGCCUUAGGAGGAGCCCUAGCUUCCAUGGCUUCUGUUACUGGACAGUUCUUCCCAUUGUUCAUUGUUUCUGGGAUCUUUGUUGUGGAAGCACUCUCUCUUGUGCUACAGGUAUCCUUCUCCAGGGCAAGCCAAAAGUUACCCGGAAAAGGAAGGCCCUUGCUUCUUCAGACGGCACCAUUUCAUCGCCACCUCAAAAUGCGUGGCUUGGGAGAACCUGCUAUUGUGGCUGGAGCCUACGCCAUUUCAUGCGUCCUAGUCUUAUGUGCGGGAUAUGUUGGCCUUAUCUCAGUGUAGUACCCCAAGCUGGUAAAUAUGAUCUCUUCGGGUUUUUUCUUUAAAUCUAUGCUUUGGUUUGUUUGGGUAGCUAAUUACUCUGUUGUCCGAUUUCUUAUUUUCGUUUGUCCGGAAUUAGUUGUCCAUUUUUAUACGAGUAUUCAAUAAAGAAAUUAUGUUGAAUUGU
This is a messenger RNA of Cuscuta campestris, 1745 nucleotides long. Lineage: Eukaryota; Viridiplantae; Streptophyta; Magnoliopsida; Solanales; Convolvulaceae. The record is from the annotation of a GenBank genome assembly.